Aureobasidium vineae is the source of this 513-nucleotide messenger RNA. Lineage: Eukaryota; Fungi; Ascomycota; Dothideomycetes; Dothideales; Saccotheciaceae. The record is from the annotation of a GenBank genome assembly.
UACUGUGAAUUCGGCGGUACAACAAAGAAGUGCGAAGAAUGGCUCGAGUCCAAGCACCCCGACCUACACACCAAGCUCUACUCUGAAGCCAACCUCUCGACCCUCUCAGUUGACGCCCAAAAGCGCGCCGAAAAAGACGCAAAGAAAAAGGAAGCCAAAGCCUCUGCCGCCGAAGCCCGCCGCGCCGAAGAACUCGCCACCUCCAAGAUCAUCAUCAAGCGCGUCGAACGUAACAAGCGCAAACACGUCACCGAAGUCUCCGGCUUGGAAGCCUUUGGACUCGACAUCAAGAAGGUUGCAAAGGAGCUGGGCAAAAAGUUUGCGACUGGUUCCUCGGCGACGAAAAUGCCCGGUGGUGUGGGUGAGGUUAUCACUGUGCAAGGAGACUUGAGCGAGGAUAUCUUGGAGUGGUUGUGUGAUAAGUAUGAGCAGGUUCCUGAGGAUAAUGUUGAGUUGGUCGAGGACAAGAAGAAGAAGAACAAGGCUGAGCCGCCCAUGGUUGCGCCUCAAUAG